AUGGGUGGAAGCACCGUGCUUAUUAGCUUUCAACAAGAAAAAAGAUUCAGAUCUGUCUUUACAGAUUCAGCUGCAUGUAAUGUCUACAAAACCUUAUUCACCAAUGCUGUUGAGAUUGUGAGCUCUGACGCUUUGGCUACAAUUGCAAUGGCUACAGCUGUCAGCAUCGUGAAUGUGAAAGGAAAGAUGGGAUUCCCUCCUUUCAGUUUAGAUCCAGAGACUUUGAUGGGGAAUGUGGAUUUGUCAGGAGAACGAAAGAUGUUUCUUUUCCAAACCAAACAUGAUUUUAUUGUUCCUGAUUACAAUCUCGACCUUUGCGUCAGCGCAGCCAAAACUUCUGCAGCAAACCAAGGAUUUAACCCAGACCUGAAGGUUCAACAUUUCAUGGACACUGUACAGUAUCCACCUGGGGUGACACUCUCUCGUUUCAAUUGUGCUAACCAUUUAGUGUCCAUUAGAAAUAAUGACAACAAGUCGAGUUUAUCACUCACUCUAGAUGAGCCCAGUGUUGCCAAUCAUAUAUCGAGUGAGAGCCACAUGAACAACGACCAUAGCCUUUUAUCGGAUUCAAAUCUGGGUCAGACUGCUGCAAACAAUAAUAAUUAUAAUAAUUAUUUGAUCGACCCAACCAUCUCCAUGAUGGACGAAGAUCAACAACAACAUGACUUUGAUACGAUUAACCAGAGAAUUUUGAUGCAAGAACCAGAAGAGCAUAAUGGUAGUAUCAUUACCACUGAUAAUGGUACCGAAUCUCAAGUGGGAGUACUUUCGGAAGGCCAGCAACAGCAACAACUAUUACCCUCAUCACAACAACAAUCCAGUAUGUCUUCGGAGGUGUUUUCCCAAACUACCAAAUCCAAUGAGACUCAAAUUCCCAAUGAAAACAGGAACAAUAUUCUCAAUUCUUCCGGUGACCUUCAACAACAAUUGAAAUCUUCCAAACGGAAAAGAAUUUCAGUGUAUGUGGUUGGCCAAGAACGAGCAAAUCUAUUCUUGGUUGCUAGAGAUGAUUUACUGUCGGAUAAAACAUGUAUUGAGCUUGUGGAAUUUCCUGUAUCAACAAAGUCUCAAGGAAAUAUCAAUAUUAUCAAUUCGAGUAGUAAUUUAUUGAACAGCUCUAGUAUCACAAACAAUGUGGGUGAUCGAAAGAUUAUUUAUAUUCACAACACGAAAAUGAAGUGCUUGUAUGCUUCCAUCAGUCACCAGAGAAAUAUUCUGGCCUUUACACAUUUUUUUGUUAGUAAUAACCAAGUACAUUUUCAAAUUUUUAUAGUUGAAAUUAACUCCACGUUGAGUACAAGUGACCUGAAAAGCGAAGAAUCAAUUUCCAAGUUUCAAAAACAACAAAAUAGAUAUGUUUUUAGCCCACCUCAGACAUCAGAUAUGAUUUUCCAUUGUGUACAAUUUAUUCAUCCUCCCCAGACAGCAGACUCCAACUCCAGUUUUGAUACCAAAAGUUGUAGAUUUUUUCUCGUCACAGAAAAGCAGUCCAUACGAAUGUUUAACAUUUCCAUAACAGAGUCAUCGAGCAACUUUUUUAUCAAUAUUUUCAAAAAGAACCAACAAUCGAGCAUUAACAUUGAAGAACUUGUAAUAUUUGUGAAACACUUUGUGUGGUGGCAAUACGAUCCAGUGCGAAGUUUACUUUAUUACAUGUUAGUCCGAGAGGACAUGAAUAAUUCGCGCGAUUCUCAUGAGAUGCUUAACAACGAGCUGAGGAAAACAUGCUGUUCUCUAAGAUGCAUUUCAAUAUCGGAAAAAAAGCCUAACCAAUUAUUUGAAUGCUUAAUUCCUGUGAAUAUUCAUCGCUCGCUGCUCAGUGACAACCUAAAAAUGAAGAGCGACAUUAUUCGAACUCCGUGGCGAUCAGGACCAAGUUCUCAUGACCUUAAUUCCCAUUUUCAAAUUAUUCGAUUGGAAAAUAAUGGUAUUUGUUUGUGUCAACAACAACCAAAAUUCUCCAACAACCUUCCAGAUAAUUAUAUUGAUGCCGUCAUUUUUAUUUUACAUCACAAGAAAAAGAUGCAUUUUUCAGUACCUGUCCCUUCUCGUUAUUCCCGAAAACAUCCACGAUUAUUUUUUGGCUCAUGUAGAGACACAGUGAUUGUAUAUCUUCCAGGAUGGUAUUUACAAAUCAUUGAUUGUUCCAAGGAUCAUGAACCUUGGCCUCUUAUGAAUUUUAUAGGACACGAUACAGUUCCUCACUUGACCCACCCUAUAGCCGAGUCUAGAAGUAAGGGCAAAAAAAUUGAGCAAGCUCUUAGUUUAUACUCGCUUUCGAAUUCUACUAAUUACAUCCUAGAUUUAUCUCGUGGAUAUUUGUAUAAUUAUGAUUUUAACUUGGAUAACAUGUUAAAUUGGAUUGUACGAUUGAAGAAACAUCAAUUUUUCACUCCUCAAAAUUUUUGCGAUUACGACUCUGUAAAUAUAAGAAAGAUUACGAUACAAUUUUUACACUUGGCUAUUACACACUUUAGAAAUAAUAUUUUUACGGAUCGUAUAAUACGUACCCUUUGCGAGCCGUUUAAAACUAAUUGUGGAUUGUGUGAGGAAUUUUUGACACUUGUGGACGAUGAAGUUCUGUUUAUGGAAUAUUUAAUAGGUGCAGGAUAUAUGGAGUUGCAAGGAAUGAUUCAUUCUUCGACUACUCAGGGAUCAACUACAAGCACAUCAGUACCUGACAAGGAGUUUUUAAGACACAUUCCUAUAUCUCUGCUAGAAUGUGGAGGAGAAAGCGUAUUUGUAGAUAGUUGCUACUGUGAGCAGAAUCCAUUUGUUAGCACUAAAAUUGCCAAUGUCAUGGGAAACACUAGUUUCACACGUUCUUAUGAUAACAUUGUACGAGUGUCUUCAUUUCCACGAGAUGGGGCAUCAUGUGCUUUGGAUCUUUUCAAACAAGUCAAGUCUAACAUUAGUAAUGAUCCAAAAUCCAUUCCUCUCGCUGCCUACCUUGUUCAUAACAAAAAUCAUAUCAUUCAAGGAUCUGCAUCGCCGUCACACCCAUCCGGAAACGUUUCUCCAAUGAAAUAUUUGGACGAGAAACACUCAACAUAUGCUAAAAAGUGGUACAAUUUCUUUCAUUCAAGAAGUGACAGUGCAGAAGAUGCUUUCAGCAGCUCAUUUCCAGAAGAUGAGGAAGAAGAAGAACCACAACUUACAAUUCCCAAGAAAUCACCACUCUCUAAAAAGAUUGAUUUUUAUUCAGAGAAAUCAAAAACUGACUUUAUUGAUAUUUUGAGUUAUUUUUUAUUAGCCAAUAAUCCCAGAUAUCAAGCUGUUGAGCUUCAAGAAUACACAUCUUCUGGACCAACAAAAGCGACCAGAAUGAAAACAAUCCUCGACUAUACUACUACAUUGUUUCACCUCUCACAACACUUGUUUACGACAGUGACGGAGAUUUUACACACGUUCAAUCAGAAACGGAAAUUGGAAAUGUUGCAACUACAUUCAUCAAUGAACAAUGAAAUUAAUUUAGAAAAGAGCAACACUUUAGAACAGCCUUAUCCCAUGUGGUAUUUUAAUUUAUUACAAAAAUUGCAUGUGAGUUUGGAAGAAACUAAUUUCCCGUCACCUACUGGUUUUCAAGAACAUUUUGCAACCGUUGGAGUUCACUUGUUACCACUUUCCACACUAUCUCAGUACAUUACUCGAGAUCUGUUCGUUGUUACCGAUCAAGUAUUGGCGGAAGUUGUCAAAAAACAAUCUCAACAACAGAAAAACAGUAGAAACGCUUUACAUGACAAUUCCAAAGAGUGGUCUUAUUUAAUGCGAACUCUCAUUCAAAAACUUCAUGACAAGGAUUUUCGAGAUGUGUAUUAUUAUGAGAAGAUGUUGUAUGCGUUGGAGACAGAUCCAUCAUUUUCUUCUGUUGUAUCUUCUGAACAUUUCUCUGAAGUGAUCAACAAUACUUUGUUGAAUUAUUAUCAUGCAGUUCUCGUUGAACAUAUCAACAAUUCUGUGAAAGCUUCAAAUGUGACGAACAACAAGCAACGAAUUACAGUGACACCAUUAGAUAAUUUACAAUUUCUUGAAGAGUUUAAACGACAACGUGAAGAACAUUUGGAUCCAUCCAUGUAUUCAACCUCGUUACCUUUGACAUAUUUCUUAAUGGCAAUCAAAGCUCUGAAUUCGAGCUUACUUCCCAAGCCCACAUUAUUGAAAACAUAUUAUUCUGCUGCAUCUCCUCUCGAUGAUUCAGGCAGCGAGGAAGAUUCUCAAAACACAUCACAAAACUUUUAUUCACUGAUUCAAAGUGUCGAGUAUUGCUCAGAGGAGAAUGAUAACUAUGUUUCGUUCUUGAAAGAGAGGUCAGAAACUAUACUUUCUUUAGGUGGAAUGAAAAAUUUGCUAAAAUAA
Molecule: messenger RNA, 4356 nt
Organism: Naegleria lovaniensis
Lineage: Eukaryota; Heterolobosea; Eutetramitea; Acrasida; Naegleriidae
Exons: 5
Coding region: 1-4356 (1451 amino acids)
Biological process (GO): positive regulation of amyloid-beta formation
Cellular component (GO): trans-Golgi network
Source: RefSeq, a predicted model, not a curated record